AUGGUACCUUUGCCUACAGCGUUCUUUGUCAUCCUCGACUCCCUGCGGUUGAAGUUUUUCUCUCCUUAUCUAGAUUUGGUUUUCGUUUCGUUGCAGCUCUUCUUCUCGUACUUCAAGGAGUUGGUAGGUAAAGAAGUGACGGUGGAGCUGAAGAAUGAUCUUGCCAUCAGAGGAACCCUCCACUCCGUCGACCAAUACCUCAACAUCAAGCUUGAGAACAUCAAAGUCGUAAACGAAGACAAAUACCCUCACAUGCUCCUCCACCUCUCCCUCGCAAGUGGCAUCCACGACGAGGAGACUAGAUGCUGGAGAAGACACCGCUUCAUUAAGGAGCUCAUGGAUGAGAACCAUGCCAUCGUGUCUUCCUCCGUUGGUUCGGAGUACUAUGUUGGUAUACUGUCGCUUGUUGACAAAGAUCAGUUGGAACCGGCUUUCAAAGCAUUUGUCUAUCUUAGACUUGUCUGUUUGACAGAAUCAAUAUGCAAUGUUCUAUCUGUUGUUGGAAUACUUCAGGAUGAAGUGGAUCCUAUGGCUUCUGUUAUGAAAGUUGAAAAGGCUCCUUUGGAGUUUUAUGUUGAUAUUGGUGGCUUAGAUGCUCAAAUCCAAGAAAUUAAAGAAGCUGUUGAACUUCCACUUACUCAUCCUGAGUUAUAUGAGGAUAUUGGAAUUAGGCCUCCCAAGGGAGUAAUAUUAUACGGCUUGUUUAUUCACUGA
Messenger RNA from Zingiber officinale, 714 nucleotides. Its product is annotated as 26S proteasome regulatory subunit 6A homolog. Gene Ontology annotation, cellular component: proteasome regulatory particle, base subcomplex. The transcript has 6 exons. The coding region runs from base 1 to 714 and encodes 237 amino acids. Gene Ontology annotation, biological process: proteasome-mediated ubiquitin-dependent protein catabolic process; mRNA processing. NCBI's taxonomy places the organism in Eukaryota, Viridiplantae, Streptophyta, Magnoliopsida, Zingiberales, Zingiberaceae. Gene Ontology annotation, molecular function: proteasome-activating activity; RNA binding. The record is from RefSeq and is a predicted model, not a curated record.